Molecule: messenger RNA, 3370 nt
Organism: Photinus pyralis (common eastern firefly)
Lineage: Eukaryota; Metazoa; Arthropoda; Insecta; Coleoptera; Lampyridae
Gene: MYPT-75D
Product: protein phosphatase 1 regulatory inhibitor subunit 16B
Exons: 7
Coding region: 270-1820 (516 amino acids)
Cellular component (GO): cytoplasm
Molecular function (GO): protein binding; phosphatase regulator activity; enzyme inhibitor activity
Source: RefSeq, a predicted model, not a curated record
UUCACUCGUAAUGCAAGUACAGCUGUCAACUUUAAACAUGUCGCUUCCGUAUAAUAGAAAGUUUAAUUCACCGGUAGUUUUUUAAUAAAUAAACCCUAAUUUAAUACAAUUCAUUAUCGAAAUGUGACCUGGAUAUAUAGUAAAUAUUUUGUACAAAUUUACAAACGCAUUCCUAACCUAUAAUCACGUAAAUUUAACUCGUAAAAUGAUGUGAAAUCAAAUGCAAAAAUUAGUUAAUUACAAAUCCAAGUUGAAAUAAAGAUUCAAAAAUGGAUCAUUCCGAUUUAAUACAAGAAAUGCCUCAAAUCGAGCAGUUACCGACACAAGAUCGUUUGGCACUGGCCCGAAGACGUAGGGCUCAUCAGUUAAAGAUAUGGAUACAGAAGGAAAAGGAGUACCAUCGCAAAGCAGUCAAGGCGUACAAGUCCGCUAAGCCCAACAUACAAUUUAGAGAUAGCGUCGUGCUAUUGGAGGCAGCGGCCCGGAAUGAUAUCGACGAGGUCCGCAAUUUGCUGGUGAGAGAGGUUAGCCCCGACUCGUGUAAUGAGGACGGGUUAACCGCUUUGCACCAAUGUUGUAUAGACGACAACGAGGCCAUGCUACUGCUACUACUCGAAUAUGGUGCUAACGUAAAUGCGGAGGACAGCGAGAAGUGGACACCCCUGCACGCUGCUGCCACCUGUGGGCACCUAAGAUUAGUUAGUAUAUUAAUAGCUCACGGAGCAAAUUUACUAGCAGUCAACGCCGAUGGUAAUAUGCCUUAUGAUAUCUGUGAGGAUGAGGCCGCUCUUGACUAUAUCGAAGGUGAAAUGGCCAACAGAGGGGUGACCCAGCAGUUGAUCGACGAUACACGAGCUCUAACCGAAAAACAAAUGCUCAUCGACCUGCAGAAGGUAGCGGUCGCAGGCGGGGACUUGGAAAAAUACGACAGUCAAGGUGCUACCCCCCUUCACAUAGCGUCGGCCAAUGGCUAUACGUCUGUAGUCGAAUUUCUGCUCGAUCACAACGUGCAUACGGACGUUAGAGAUCGAGAUGACUGGCAACCGGCGCAUGCUGCCGCCUGCUGGGGUCAUUUGGAGGUCCUCGAAAUUCUCGCCCAGUACGGCGCCGAUCUCAACGCGAAAAACAAAAACGAGGAGACGCCCGCCGAUAUCUGCGAGGAUCCGGAAUUGAAAGAUCGAAUACUGCAGUUGCGGACGGAGCAGGAGAACAAGAGACUGGCGGAGAACAAGAGGCAGAGAGUUCGGAGGUCGCAGAGCAAUACGAGGGCGCAGUCCGUACGGCGGACGUCGUUGCGCGAUAAGGGGCUCACCGCGCGAAGGGACGCGGUGGAGGAGGCGCGGUUGCGGAUGCAAGCGGAAAAUAAAAAGGGUAUCGACAACAUCGACAGCAUUGUACAAAACACAAAGUUUAACGAUAUCGGUCGCGGCGAAGGUUACGAAAACGGAAAUGCAUUGGCGGUAGCAGUCCUCGAAAGUAGAAAGGGUCCAGAGGGGAAAGAUAACGACUCGUUGGAGAACGGCGAACUGAUCGAUACCAAGAACGAAACUACCUAUACGACCGAUGUUAAUGGUAAAGUUACAGUGGUGCAUGUAGUUGUUACAAUUAAUGGUAAUGGAACUUUAGCAGAUCUAAAAAAACAAAGAAUGCAAAUUAGAAAUAGUUCGAGCGAUGUCAAUAGCUUGACAUCACCAGUUAGUGGUCUUCCCGAUAACGAAUCCAUUCCUACGUCUAGUUCCAAUGAUAUUCAUAGAUUUACGGGUCAUACGGACGAAAUUGUAGGUUAUUCUAAGUCAAAACGUUGCUGCGUUAUACAAUAAUCGAUCACUCAUUGCUCAUAUCCCGUUUUUUUAAACACUGUUCUAUUAAGAGAACUCCGAAACCGGUUCUAGUUUUCCCAGAAAAAAAACACUGCCAACUAAUAGAUCAGAGUUUUUGCGUUUAUUUACAUUCCCCCUAUCAUCCGUCCAUCUCUCAUCACUUUUAAGGCCUAUAUCAUUAGUAUUAGCGUAGUAGAAUUGUUAGCCGUUAGAUCGUUUAUUUAUUAAAAGGGUCUAUUGACAUUCCAUUUUUAUGAUAAUCAAAUGAAAAAGCGCAUCACUAAGAGGUAAGUCAAAUCGUUUUAGCUUACUUAGUUUCUUUGACGCACAAAAAUCAAAAUUUUCAAUUGGAAUUUUCAGUUUUCAAUGUGAAAGCUAAUUAAUUCACUCGCAUUGCCAUUGUUUAUUAUCGCGAAAGAAGUCGUCGUUCCAAUUCAACCAAGCUGCCAGUGUCCCUUUUUUUCCGCUCAUUGCUGGGUUACUAAUUCUUUUCACAGUUCUAGGAACAGAAAAAUUGUCAGCAGAACUGAUGAUGUUGAAACAUGUUAAAAUGUGAUCAGAUUGUCAGAUUUUUCUAAAUUGUCUUCCUUACCAAAGAAACAAGUCUAAUUCACACUUCAAAAUUUCACUGUUCCUCAGAUAUGCCGGUUGAUUUGGAACAGGGUGGCCACUUUGUUUUCGCUACUCUUUUCGCCACAUCCUUUGUUUUGCUAGGACCUGAUCAUUAGUCUGCGAGCUACAAUAUUCUUCAGUGUACCUCAUAAAUAAGUCAUCCUGCUAUAAUAACUUCUUGCUUCCAUUUUCAGUAUUACGUAAUCGUGUAGGAGUUAAGUUUUUGUCUUUUCGUACAGCGCGAAAUGCUUUACAAAUACAAAUUAUUGUUUGUUACUACUUUUAAGUGCCUGUUUUUUAUUAUCGUUACACAGAGGCCUUAUAAAAUUUGCCUCUCUUUCAAUAAAUUCUAUUAAAAUUGAUAUCGUAAAUGAAUUAAUAUAGCAGUGUUAUCGUAAACAUCACAUUCCAAUACAUUUCACUAUGUACCUUCUUAUGUACUUAAGCUUAUUUGUCAAGUAUCGGUUGAUAAUGCGCACACACACACACAUACACCCCCUCAUGCAAUAUCUACUUACGUCAAUUAAGUAUAUUUAAUAGUAUUUGUCUCACUUGCCAUUACAUCAUCCAUUUAUUUACCGACAUAGCAAUAAUUUCUCUAUAAGGCUGAAUGUUACGUGCUUCUAAACUAUUUUUUUUUAUUUCCCUAAUGUUUUAAAGUGUAAAAUAUGUAAUUUUGUACAUAAUUUGCUCUUAUCAUUGCCAUUUUUAGGUUAGGUUGAGGUUCGUUAGUAUUAUUUUUUUUACAAACGGGAAGAAGUGAAAUUGAAUUCCGUUGUGUUGGCUGUUGUCUGAGUUAUAUAUUUUUAUUUAUUAAUUAUUGUAUGAUUUGUAAAAACAUAUUGUGAACGAUACGAUGUUAACAUUUGAAAAACUUAAUUGUUAAGAAACACAACAGUUGUUAAAUUUUUAUAAAAAUAAAGUUCAUAGCAAAGUUA